AUGAUUCCUCGACCGAGAGCGCGGCCGCAGAGUCUUCUGCAGGCUGUCACGCGACCAUCAUUAUGCCUCUCGUCACGGAUCUGCUCAUCUCAGCCCUUCCCUAGAUCAUACCACAACCUGCCGGAGCUCUCAAACGGCAAGGACGCCGUCUUCAGCAAAUAUGGCGUCCCAGGUUUCCUCUCCCCUGCCGCGUAUGACGAAACAUGGACCCAGUAUCAAACUGCUCUCUGCGACUACCUGAACGAUGAGACCCAGGGGACUACACUCGAAAGUAUCCAUGUCAAAAAACUCCACGAAAUCACCGCCAAACAACCCUCGAAGGCCGCAUUGUACAACCACGCCGCGCAAGCCCACCACAACCACUUCUUCUUCAAUGGCCUUUCCGCCAUCCCAGAACCCCACCCGCCCAAUCACACUGUCCAAAACUGUGUACAAGAGUGGUUCGAGGGCAUGGAGCAUCUACGUGAUGAGAUGGUGGAUACGGCCAUGGCCAUGUUCGGCAAUGGCUACGUGUGGCUGAUGGCGGAUGGGAAGGACGGAGGCCUGGACAAGAGCGCCCUCAGUAUCCUGUGCACAUACAACGCCGGAAGCCCAUUCGCGGCCGCACACGCACGGCGGCAGCCUCUUGACGGACAGACAGCGGGAUCAUUCGGGAAUCAGUCGCGCCACAAGAUUCUGGAACAUGAGCGAAGUUUUGACGGCACGCCCAUCUUGUGCCUCAAGGUUUGGGAGCAUCAGUGGAUGCGAGACUAUGGGCUGGCAGGAAAACAAGUAUAUGUACAGAAUUGGUGGAACCGGAUCGAUUGGGACGAGGUGGUUGCUCGGUUAGUUGUUGUACGGCCUACGGAAGGUCAGCAGUCUACCACUGCGCCUGGUGCUGCCCGCAAUCAGCGCCUGGUGGAUAGGCUCACUCAGCCAAUGUCUGCUUGA
Messenger RNA from Cyphellophora europaea CBS 101466, 930 nucleotides. RefSeq lists its product as uncharacterized. NCBI's taxonomy places the organism in Eukaryota, Fungi, Ascomycota, Eurotiomycetes, Chaetothyriales, Cyphellophoraceae. The transcript is spliced from 2 exons. The coding region runs from base 1 to 930 and encodes 309 amino acids. Gene Ontology annotation, biological process: superoxide metabolic process. The record is from RefSeq and is a predicted model, not a curated record. Gene Ontology annotation, molecular function: superoxide dismutase activity; metal ion binding.